AUGGAGCUACUAAGGCAGCGAGGUUUAGCAGUUGAUGAAGACCCCCAUUUGCGAACCCAAUUCAUCUUGUCUUCGACGUCCUUCUCUCCGGCAUUGUUCCUUUCGCAAACACGCUCAGCAGCUUCAGCACAGUCGUUGCUACAGGGACUGAAUUACCUCACCGAAUCCAUUGAUCGAGAAUCCGCUUCACUCAAAAUGUUAGUGGAGUCAAACUUUGAGAAGUUUGUCAGGGUCAAGGCUACAAUUGACGACGUUUACGAAGAGAUGCGAGAUGAAGGGAUGUCGAAUGACGGUGGUUUACAACGUUCUCUCUCCCAGAGUACUAGGCAAGCGGGCGCCAUUGUUACAAGUGGUCGGAAGAACGCCCUUACGGAAGCAAAUGAAUACGGUUUUAAGGGAAUAAAUGCACCAUUAGCUGAAGCUUCAAACAUGGCAGAAGAACUAUGGGGAGAGGCUUUAAGUGGCCGACAACGAGAGGAAGACCUGAAGUCUGUCCUGGAAGCUGUCGAGAAACAACGAGCAAUAUAUGAGAUUGGCGCGGAUCUACAGAGGUCCAUUAAGCAGCGCGAUCACGAUGCAAUUGUUGAGCAAUUCACGCUCGCUCGAACAUAUGUAAACGACGCGAGACUUCUCGUCGAUCGCGCUGCUUCAUCGCAAAAGCCAUUAACCGAGGACCAAGUGCAUACCGUCCUUGUGACUGGUAGAAUGUGGAUGGACGUUGACCGACAGUUACAAUCAUUCAAGAUAGAUUUAUGGCGUCGCCUGAGUAAUACCCAGUCAACGAAAGCGACCAUUCCCCCCAGCGGACGGGAUGAGGAAUAUAUGGAUCUCAUAACGAUCCUUUUGGAGCUUGGGGUUGAAGACAACCCUGUUUGGGUUUGGCUCCUCAGUCGUUACGAUUACCUAAAAACAAGAAUUACCUCUUUUUGUGAGCGCGGGAAAGCUGAAAUUGAGGUUUUAAGACGUCUUCUAGCAAGCAAAGAGAAGCCUAGCCCUCAAAGCGUUGCCACAUAUUUGCGUCUCCCGGUCCGAGAAGCAGCAAGAAAGCAUUUGGGGCCUCUUGAUACUGAGCCGGUCUUGGAGUUCUGGGAAUGUAUCAACACCUUUCUCGAAAAAUUGAUAUCCAUACAAAGUGGUCUUCUUGGUGAUAUCAUAGAGUUCUGGGACACGGCGCAAUCAUUCAUCAACGGGAACAAACAGAAAAUUUUACCGGCAGGCUUUGAAGGGGAGAGUCGAAAGCAUCACCGUCUGUCCGCAGAGAAUAUAAAAGGUUUAAAUGAUGGUGUCGUUGAGCUUGUAAAUCGCAUACAAGCUAAUCUAGUAUGCCUCUUCGCUGAUCCACCCCCAGAUGAUUUAACAUACCUUUCCGCUCCGCCAUCAUGUACGCCUAUGGGAAGCUUAACACCUACUGGAUCCAGCUUCAACCUUGACCCUAAGAGCAUUCCGCCACUCCCAGCUAAAAUCGGGGAAGCAUGGGAAGAAUUUGCAUUUUGGCCUCCUUAUGCCAAUUCGCUUAGUGGAGUCCACUACCUUGGACAGUUUCUAAUCCUCAUUGGGACGGCAGCGAGCGAAAUGGCCGAUCUCGGGCCCAUAUCAGGCGGAAGCGCAACAUAUGACCAGCUAAAACUCCUCGUUAGCGGUGCUCGAGAAAGAUGCGUUCGUGCCACGUGCGCAGCCUGGAAUGGCGAUGCUGAGCACUGUAAAUAUCUUGAGGAUUGGACACGAGAUCCGGAGCGGAAAGCCUUGACCAAAAUGCCGGGCCAUUUCGUUGCAUUCGAGAACGCCAUCCUUUCUGGAAUGCAAAAAAUACUCUACAUCUCUGAAGCAAUGACCAAACCUGGAUCUAUAAACGUUGUCACCCCUCCCCCGACGAAACUUCUGCAGAUGGUGCGGUCACAGUUUGUAACGAGUGUAUAUAAAGCGUUAAGUGGGCUCGUCGAAAAUGCCGAGCGACCGGUCAAUAUGGAAGGCGACGACGAGUGGGUUCUUGUUGGGCCUUCUGCUCUAGGGUCGAGUUUGGAUGUUCCCUCAUCUGUAUCUGUUUACGGUGGAAUUGAUUCCAAAAAUAGGAACGUACGCAUACUUUUGACAUUAUCCAAUCUCAAGGCACUCCGUACCGAUCAUGUGCCUCAAUUGGUGACUAGCUUUGAGAGUGCCUUUGCAGUCAAGUUAACAGACGAAUCGAAAACGAUCCAAGACGUGCUCGGACAGAUCGACACCCGCUUAUUCCAGUCAUAUACUCGCCCCAUCGUUGAAACAUUACAUACCACGAUUAUGAAUGGUAUCUCGUCACCAGAUUGGGUACCAUCGACGAGCCGCCCAGAUCAACUCCGUCCAUACGUAUAUACCGCCAUGCUAACCCUCGUGAUGGUGCACACAGAAGUUUCCACCACUUUGCCUGGCGUUGUCUCUUCAGCCAUGUCACCCGCUUCCCCUACACAUCCCCUAACACACAAGAUUCUUGCUGAGCUACUUACACGAAUCUCUAAAUCCCUUCUGGAGGGCUUUAUGUCGCGACCCAAAUACUCUCUUCCCGCAUUAAUGCAAGCAACUCUCGACACUGAAUUCAUCGCCCAAACAAUGUCGCAGUAUGCAACUGAAGCGGCAGGCCAGAUUCAAAGUCAGAUAUACCUCGAGCUGGACCGAAGAACUAAUAAUGAAGCCAGGGCGAAACUCCAGGCCGAGCUUGGAGAAAUGCGAGGUGUUUUGAAGAGGUUAAGAGAACGCACGCGGGGAGAAUUUGCUUGUUUCAAGAAGAUGAGGGCUGUAAGCAACAAGUAA
This is a messenger RNA of Uncinocarpus reesii 1704, 2781 nucleotides long. RefSeq lists its product as uncharacterized. The record is from RefSeq and is a predicted model, not a curated record. Gene Ontology annotation, biological process: Golgi to plasma membrane transport; exocytosis. Gene Ontology annotation, cellular component: exocyst. The coding region runs from base 1 to 2781 and encodes 926 amino acids. NCBI's taxonomy places the organism in Eukaryota, Fungi, Ascomycota, Eurotiomycetes, Onygenales, Onygenaceae. The transcript has 2 exons.